AUGACCUCGACCUUCCUUCUCUCCCGGCUCCUCGCCGCGCUCACCUUAUCAAAGCCCCUAUUCCUAACACCACAAGCAACAACAGCAGCAGCAGCUACCCGCGCCCUCCCAUCAUACCUUCACCACAAGCACAACACCACUCAAAUACAACAGGUACAAUCCCCAAACCCAACCAGAAACACACACACACACCCUAGUACACCAACCCAAUCUAACAAAUGCAAACAAAAACUAGACCCGCCCCCUCUCCACACCCCGCACCACCUCUCGUCCCCCUUCCGCCUCACCACCAACAAUCCCAACACAUACACUCCCGAAGAUGCCGAAGGCGAAUACUACAGCCCCUACAAACCGAAACGCCAAUGGCCACCGGACAUGUCGAAGCUCUCUCCGAAGCACCAGUUCCGUUUAGAACGGAAGUACCGGCGUCGCGCGGCGCUGAAAUACGCUCGGCCGAAGUGGGUUAAAGCGACCAAGAUUACUCAGUGGGUGGUUAUUGGGUUCGUUCUGGUGUAUGCGUUGCUCUUCAUGGAGUGGGAUGAGCGCGGGAGUCCGUUUGAUGAGAUUCGACGGACGUUCUUUGCUGGUGUCAAGGGUGCUUUCUCGACGCCGCCGCCUCCUCGUCCGGUGAAGAGGUCGGAGGAUGAGUCAGUAUCCUAUCCUGUACAACUAUCAUAUGAUUUGAAUAUAAUGACAGCGAAGCUUAAGCCGCUCAUGUUGACAAUAGUAGAAAACUAA
This is a messenger RNA of Aspergillus niger, 738 nucleotides long. RefSeq lists its product as uncharacterized. The record is from RefSeq and is a predicted model, not a curated record. The transcript has 4 exons. NCBI's taxonomy places the organism in Eukaryota, Fungi, Ascomycota, Eurotiomycetes, Eurotiales, Aspergillaceae. Bases 1 to 738 code for a protein of 245 amino acids.